Molecule: messenger RNA, 792 nt
Organism: Saitoella complicata NRRL Y-17804
Lineage: Eukaryota; Fungi; Ascomycota; Saitoellomycetes; Saitoellales; Saitoellaceae
Exons: 1
Coding region: 1-489 (162 amino acids)
Source: RefSeq, a predicted model, not a curated record
AUGGCUACAUCAGCAGCCCCCAUCGGCGCCGUCCUCGACCGAGCCCUCAGCGGCGCCAACCGUGACACCAUCCCCACCGCCGACUCCUCCUCCGGCUCCUCCUCCUCCUCCGCAGUCGAAAUCGAAGAGUCGGUACAAACACUCCAAAACGAGCUCUACGAACAACGUUCCCUAAAAUCCCUCUACCGCGACGAACUCGGCGACCUCCGCACGCUCAACCAAUCCCUCACCGACCAACUCGCGUCCGCACAAGCCGAACUCUCUAAAUAUAGGCAGAUACAGGAGGAGUGGGAGGGGUUGGUGGAGAGUAUUGCGCAUAGGGCUGAGAUGGAGGAGAUGGGGAUGGAAGGGGCGCCGGGGGGUGGGUGGAAGGCUAAGGGGGAGGAGGAUUGGAGGGUUGAGGCGGAGAUGUGGGCGGGGAGGUAUAGGGGGUUGGUCAAGGAGGUGAAGGAGUUUGGGAAGAAGUGGGACAGUGUGGAGCAGCCGUGACGUUCAGAAGGGGUAUGGAUGGGUAUAUACGGUAAUCGUGCUGGCCAAAGCAGCAUGACUGCGUCUUUCUCACGCUUGUGCGUCACUGCUCCCCAGCUUCUCCUGCAGAUGUUGGACCAAUUCCUUCAAGUUGUCGAUCUCCCUCUUCUGUACCAUAUUGACUUGCCUCAAUCGGUACAUCUCAUUCUGCAAGCGAGCGAUCUCGUCGUCCUUCUCGUUCAACGCGCUCUGCACACGGAUAGGGUCGUGGAUGUGGUCCGAUGGGAGAGACUCCCUCCUGGCUCUUUGCUCGCCGUUCAUGAC